Molecule: messenger RNA, 1188 nt
Organism: Parathielavia appendiculata
Lineage: Eukaryota; Fungi; Ascomycota; Sordariomycetes; Sordariales; Chaetomiaceae
Product: FAD/NAD(P)-binding domain-containing protein
Exons: 7
Coding region: 1-1188 (395 amino acids)
Biological process (GO): ergosterol biosynthetic process
Cellular component (GO): membrane; endoplasmic reticulum
Molecular function (GO): squalene monooxygenase activity; flavin adenine dinucleotide binding
Source: RefSeq, a predicted model, not a curated record
AUGACAGCCGAAUACGAUGUACUCGUUGUUGGUGCUGGGAUUGCCGGCUGCACCAUCGCAUCGGCCUUUGCCCGGCAAUGGCGACGCGUUCUUGUGGUUGAGCGGAGCCUGCGCGAACCAGACAGGAUUGUCGGGGAGCUUCUCCAGCCAGGAGGCGUCGCGGCGCUGUCCCAACUCGGCCUGGCGCACUGCUUGAGUGGCAUCGAAGCAACGCCUGUCGAGGGAUAUCAUCUUUACUGGAAAGAUCAGCAGGCGACCUUCUGGCUCUGCCCUCUCCCCGGCAGCAGCAAAGCCGGCGGGCCUGUCGGGCGCAGCUUUCACCAUGGCAGAUUAGUUGCAACUCUGCGUGAUGCCGUGUCCGGCCUGCCUCAUGAGACGUCAGGUGCUGUUGUGGGAGCAGUUUGUGCACAAAGCGGAGGCGCUCCGGAAAAAUACUACGCGUCUCUCACCGUCCUGGCGGACGGGUUGUCUUCCAAGUUUAGGUCGCAGUUCACCCGGAACCGACCAAAGGCGCAAUCCCGGUUCUGGGGGCUCGAACUGAUUGAUGCCGACCUUCCCCGUCCGUAUGCCUGCGAAACCCGGAUCCUCAUCGACAUUCUGGACGAGAUCCAUCGCCGGCUCGGGAACAAGCGGAUCGGUCAGGGACUACAUCCGCCAACGCGUCGUCCCAACAGUGCCGCCGUCCGUACAACCGAGCCUCGGCAAAGCCAUUCAAAGCGGCCGCAUUCGCAGCAUGCCCAAUGCAUGCGAUGCGGUUCUCCUGGCCGACUGCUCAGCCCUGCGCGGAUCUCGUCGCUGACAGACACUCAAGCCGCCUUGAAGGAAAUGUGUCGGUUUCAUUGGCGAAGGAAAGCUUAUAGCGCAUGUCUCAACAUUCUCGCACAGGCUCUCUACCUUCUUUUCGUAUCAGAACACCCAACGCUAGGAAUUAUACAACGAGGCUUCAUCCGCUACGUCCAGGAAGGCGAGCGGAACUUUGCCGAGCCAGCCUGGAUCAUGGGCGGUCUUGUUGACGAUCCGUUCCGUCUGUUCUACUACUUCUUUAAGAUUGCUAUCUACAGCAUCCGCCUGCAUCUGCACCAGGCUGGCUUGCUAGGACUACCUGCAGCACUGUUUCAGUCUGCGCUGCUGUUCGCCUCCGCAGUCGCUAUCAUCUGGCAGCCCAUCAUCGACGAGCUGCAGCCGUAG